AUGGGCAUUUUUGCAUCGCAGAUGACUCCCGUCAAUGAUCGCCAUUUCAGCCACGCAGCUUUAAUGUAUGGAUCUGAAUGUUGGGCUAUGCGAAAGUCAGAUGAACAACAAAAUCAUGUUACAGAGAUGAAGAUGCUCCGGUGGUCGGGAGGUGUAACCCUGAAAGACAAAGUUAGCAAUGAAUAUGUAAGAGGAACAUUUAAAGUCGCUAAUAUAACUGAUAAGCUAAAGGAAAAUCGCUUGCGCUGGUACGGGCACGUUAUGAGACGCGGUGAGGAUCACAUGACCAGACUCGUCAUGGAAAUUGAACAGCCUAGGAGACGCCCUGGUAGACCGCCGACAACCUGGAUGGGUACCAUUUCCAAGGAUAUGAGGACGACGGAUUUAGAGCCUGAACUGACUCAACAACGCCCGGAAUGGCGGAAAAGGAUUAGGAGGGCCGACCCCAAGAGAAAUGGGACAUAG
Nilaparvata lugens (brown planthopper) is the source of this 465-nucleotide messenger RNA. RefSeq lists its product as uncharacterized. Bases 1 to 465 code for a protein of 154 amino acids. NCBI's taxonomy places the organism in Eukaryota, Metazoa, Arthropoda, Insecta, Hemiptera, Delphacidae. The record is from RefSeq and is a predicted model, not a curated record. The transcript has a single exon.